UUAGGGCUCUUGCUUAUCUCGGCAAUAAACAGCCACCUCCAGCAUAAAUAGCCACGACCAGGAGCUUGUGGAGCACACGUAACAGCAGCAGCAGCAGCAGCAGCAGCCGCCACCGCCGAAGGAGCUGCUCCAGUGCAACCCGACAGCUGUCUCCAGGUUGGCAGGUGUGGCAAGAUGAAGGCCCUCGCAGUGACCCUCGUCCUGGUGUUCCUCACCGCAGGAGCCCAGGCCCGCCACUUCUGGCAGCAGGAUGAGCCCCAGCAGACGGAACUGGAGCGCGUGAAAGACCUGAUCCACGUCUACUUGGAGACGAUCAAAGUUGGCACCAAUGAGGCCGUUUCCCAGUUCGAAGCCUCCGCCCUGGGCCAGCAGCUGAACCUCAACCUGGCCGAGCACUUGGCGAGCCUGCAUGUGGCCGCGGAGAAGCUCCGGGAAGAGCUGGGCCCCCAGAUGCAGGAGCUCCGGCAGCAGCUGAGCCGAGACCUGGAGACCUUCCACCAGGAGCUGGUCAAGGACAUGGAGGGGAUGAAAGCCAAGAUGCAGCCCUACCUCAACCAGUUCCGGGAGAGGGUUCAGCAGGAGGCCGAGGCCAUCCGGACCCGGAUGCAGCCCAUCGGCCAGGAGUUCAAGGAGACGGUCCGCCAGAGCCUGGAGGCGCUGCACCAGAAGGUGGCCCCCGUGGCCGAGGACGCGCGGGACAAGCUGCGGGCCCAUGUGGAGCAGCUGCGCACGGACCUGGCCCCCAUCCAGGAGGAGCUGCGCCAGCAGGUGACCCAGAAGCUGCAGGCCCUGAGGGAGAAGGGCAUCCCCAACGUGGACGAGUACAAGGCCAAGAUCCAGCAGCACGUCAGCUCCUUGUGGGAGAAGAUCCCUCCCUUCGUGGAGAGCCUCCGUGAGCACGUGGGCCCAGCCGUGGAGGUCCUCAAGACCCACAUCCACGGCCUGGUGGAGGCCGCCCAGAAGCAGAUGGAGGCGCAGCAGCAGCAGAGCAGUGCCUAGAGGCAGCCCUGCCCCACUCCCCCAGGGUCCCAGGGACCCCCCCACCUGGACCUCUGGGUGCCCCUUCCCUUGCUCAGGGCCCCCCACCGCACUGCCCCCGCCCCCGCCCAAGCUCACUAUUUAUCACUGACCCUUCUUGAAGGCAUCUAAAACCUGAGUGGAUUGUGGCGGGGUUGGGGGGGGGAAGAUGAUGGGGUUGCAUCUCCCCCCCCCCCCGGAUUAGCAGCUGGAAGACCCCAGGCUGGAAUGGAGGGCCUGCUCCUUCUCCCCUCCUCUCCCCCCUCUAGAUCCAGUGCCUCUCUCCUCCCCCCUCUGCUUUGUGUGACAAAAUAAAAGUGAUUGUAAGUCUGG
This is a messenger RNA of Hemicordylus capensis (graceful crag lizard), 1350 nucleotides long. RefSeq names its product apolipoprotein A1 (gene APOA1). The record is from RefSeq and is a predicted model, not a curated record. The coding region runs from base 175 to 999 and encodes 274 amino acids. Gene Ontology annotation, cellular component: extracellular region. Gene Ontology annotation, molecular function: high-density lipoprotein particle receptor binding; lipid binding. The transcript is spliced from 4 exons. Gene Ontology annotation, biological process: lipoprotein metabolic process; lipid transport. NCBI's taxonomy places the organism in Eukaryota, Metazoa, Chordata, Lepidosauria, Squamata, Cordylidae.